Messenger RNA from Branchiostoma floridae (Florida lancelet), 1122 nucleotides. RefSeq lists its product as uncharacterized. Bases 1 to 1122 code for a protein of 373 amino acids. The record is from RefSeq and is a predicted model, not a curated record. NCBI's taxonomy places the organism in Eukaryota, Metazoa, Chordata, Leptocardii, Amphioxiformes, Branchiostomatidae. The transcript has a single exon.
AUGCACGUGAAACCCAAGCGCCGCCCACAAGGCAAACCAGCCAACAAGAGACUGAACAUUAGCAUGCUUAAGCAAGACUCUGUGAGGAGCACACUCAGUGACAACCUUGACAGCAAGCUCAGGGAUCUGGACCUUUCCGUAAAAGAUACAGAGCUCUCCAAGUCUGCUGCAAAGAAAGCAGUCUACAAUGCCAUCAAGAACAGAUUACAGGCCAAGUUGAGGGAAAUGCAGGACUCGUGGCUCAGUGGCAAGGCAGACGAGAUACAGAAGUUUGCAGACCAGAACAACACAAAGUGCUUCUACGAUGCCCUGAAGGCCAUCUACGGGCCUCCCCGUUCUGGAACUUCACCACUGCUAGCCGCAGAUGGUGCCACCCUACUGACCGACAAGGAUAAAAUCCUGGCAAGGUGGGCUGAGCACUUCAUAAAGGUCUUAAAUCAACCCUCCUCCAUUGAUGAUGAUGUCAUCAACGACAUGCCUCAAGUACCUGUCAAUAGCUCUCUGGAUGAACCUCCAACUGAACUGGAGGUCCAUCAUGCAAUUCAGCGUCUCUCAAACGGCAAAGCACCGGGUUCUGACUCCAUCCCAGCCGAAGUAUACAAGGCAGGGGGACCAGUCUUGGUGGAGAAACUUACAGAGCUAUUUCAGUCCCAGUGGCAGAAGAAUGAAAUCCCGCAGGAAUUUAAAGAUGCGUCAAUUGUACACCUUUACAAAAGGAAAGGUAACAGACAGUCCUGUGAUAACCACAGAGGAAAUUCCUUACUCGUCAUAGCAGGGAAAAUUCUUGCUAGAGUUCUCCUGGACCGACUCAUCCAGCACAUGGAUGCACACCUGCCUGAGAGUCAGUGUGGUUUCCGUAAAGGACGAGGAACAACUGACAUGAUAUUUGCUGCGAGGCAGCUUCAAGAGAAGUGUCAAGAGCAGAACAGGGAUCUUUACACAACAUUUGUCGAUCUGACAAAAGCUUUCGACAAUGUGAAUCGAGAGGGAUUGUGGAAGAUUAUGGGAAAGUAUGGCUGCCCUAGCAAAUUCAUCAGCAUGGUGCGUCAAUUCCAUGACGGAAUGCAGGCCAGAGUGCUAGAUGCUGGUGACUCAUCCGACGCUUUUGCAGUGACAAAUUGA